Lingula anatina is the source of this 6372-nucleotide messenger RNA. RefSeq names its product dystroglycan 1. Gene Ontology annotation, molecular function: calcium ion binding; laminin binding. Gene Ontology annotation, cellular component: dystrophin-associated glycoprotein complex; dystroglycan complex; sarcolemma. The record is from RefSeq and is a predicted model, not a curated record. Lineage: Eukaryota; Metazoa; Brachiopoda; Lingulata; Lingulida; Lingulidae. Gene Ontology annotation, biological process: nerve development; morphogenesis of an epithelium; muscle attachment.
GAUGCAGCAAACACCCUCUGUUUUACCGGAAGUCUAACCAGAAGUCCGCUUAAAUCACUCGCUUAAUCGAUAGUGAUCUGAAGGUCAGGUUGGUCAUUCUAAACUGAAGUGGAGAUAAGAGCCUUAAGAUCUUGUGACAUUGUCCACAGUUUUCACUACAGAUUGUUCCUGGAGAAGAUACUCUGCUGGAUUGGGAUCAUUUACAACCAAACUGCAUGAAAAGAUGGUUAAAUGAGGCCAUAGUGAACACUUGCAUGUCACAGCUCAUUUAGAUGAGAACUUGGGAGAUGUGAUGUGCUAGAAAAUUGGUAGUCGAAGAAGAAGGAAAGAAACAGAAUUCACUACUGAUUUUGUCAAGACUUAAAAGUGACACAUUCUUGAUGAUGGAGCUGGGCAAGUGCAGGCAAUGCAGGAAGGGUUCUGUAUCUGGAAAAAUUGUGACUGAAAUGACAUUUGGGCAGAAAUUCCUGUGUUUCGUAUUUCUGGCCAUGGUCACUGUUACUAUAGUAACAGCCACAGAAUCAAAUGACAUACAGAGUCUGCUGAACAAUUUUGACAAUCAGGAUAAAUUAGCAGAUAGCAAGCCCAUUGCUAAACAGUUGAGGUUAGAACUUGAAGAUGCCAUGGUGAAAGUUGGCCAUUUGUUUUCAUACUCCCUUCCAAAAGAGCUUGCCAUAGGAUAUAAAGUAAAGCUGACGGAGGCAGGAAAAGAAAGGCUUCCAAAAUGGCUAGAACAUGAUAAGGAUUCCAAUUCUUUAAAGGGCAUUGCUAGUCAUGAAGAUCUAGGUCACCAUUAUGUUGAGAUUAAGGCCACACAUAACUCCACUGCUGCAGUGCAAGAUGUGUUUAAAGUUAGUGUAGUCAAGGACCUCCCACACACUACAGCCGUUCCUUUGAAAACUAAGAGUGAUGAUUCUCAUAAGGCUAUUUAUUGUCAAACUGGACAGCCUGUUACCAAAGUGACACUGGUAGUUGACACAGAUUUUGAUCAUUUGACACCCAAGCAGAAGGUUAAACUCCUCACCAAAAUGGCAUCUCAUUUGACAAUCCAAGAGGAUAAUUUGCAAUUAAAGCCAGUUGGCAAGAAUACUCUAUUUGAUGCCUCUGCACUGGUGGCAGGACCUGGAGAUGUAAAGACACCAACUCAUUCAGGUGCUUUUGUGAGUUGGAAGGUUGGUUGUGGCAAUGUGGAGUCCCAUCACAUGCCAGUGCUACAAAAACUAGAGAUCACAUCCAAAGAUGGAAGCAUGAAGGCAAAUGUAGGCCACCCCAUUGUUGGCUGGUAUGUUACAGCGUAUGUUCCUCAGGUUAAGCAACACGCAAAAAGGUUAGUGCGUCGUGCUGCAUCCACAGCAACACCAACCCUAGCUGUGUCACCACCUUCUGAGCUUCCUCUGGAUUCAAGCUCUGCUGAGCAGAAUACUUUGUUGGCACCAGAAAUGAGUAGAGUUAUUCCUGGGCAGGAGUCGCCCACAACAAGAAAGCCCCACCGUACAAAGACCGCUGGACGUCAUUAUAAAACCAGCACUGCCAGGUCAAUGGCUGCCACGCCAACAUCACCAGAGAUGUCCAAAAUGGCAGAAUCUACUGUGCCUAUGGUGACUUAUCAGAGUCAAGUGACCACGCCUACUCUAGUUCAGCCAUCUGUGACAGAUUCAGGGAAGGAAGGUACAACACCUAGAGUGACCCAACCCAUACAGCCAAGUCCUGUUAUCACCUCAUCCACCUCAGCUCACAAGACCACAGCAACCAAGACCAUGACCACUACCCAAACCAGGUUUCCACCUCUGACACCACCUAUAUCACCCCCACCACCAGUUACAACUAGGCGACCACCUAAAUUUGACCAAACUACAAGGCACCCCAUUGAAAAUGACACUCCAAAAUCUACAGACAAGGCAGUGACACAAACAUCUAACCAACAACCUGCCAUAAAAAAUCAGUUGGAGCCAAUCAAUGUCCUGGCUGGUCAGGUACUGAAUUAUACAAUCCCUGCCGAUACAUUUUACGAUUAUGAAGAUGGAGGAACCCAACAUUUGACACUUGUGGUCACAGACUCUCAAGGCUUCAGUUUAAAACCCAAUUCUGGCAUUCAGUUUGAUCCUAAACAACAAAGAUUGUGGGGUCUGCCAAUGUGGGAUGAAGUGGGAUCCAACAAAUACAUUAUAUCUGCUGUAGACAAUAUGGGAAAGAUUGCUGAAAUGCCAUUUGUAAUCAAUGUUGUUGACAUUGAAAAGAAAAAAGAGCCCAACCAUGAGUUCAGCAUGACUAUAAAUAUGAAUUAUUCUGCUUUUAUUAUAAGUUUGGAAAAAAGGAUAGAAAUAACCAACAAGCUGGCAAUGUACUAUGGGGAUGCUAAUGCUAAUAGUAUACUGAUAACAGAUCUGAAACAAGGGUCAGUGAUUUACAAAUGGGCCAACAAGAGUUUAGACCAGUCUCGCUGCCCUGUGUCUACUUUGUCAGUUUUGGUGCGGAAAUUAAUCACUGUAAACCAGACUGUGAGUGAAGACUUCCAGAGGGCUAUGGCUCCAUACAAGAUUAUGGGUGUGGGUCUUCAACCAAGUGGAAACUGUAAGUUUGAGGGGCAGGAAUCUGUCGAGCCAACACCACCACCACCAGCUGCAGGUGGGUCAGAGGAUGAGGAUGAAAUUCUGAUCACCACGGUGAUUCCAGCUGUUGUAAUAGCAGCCAUGUUGUUGCUGGCAGGAAUUAUAGCUUGCAUUCUGUAUCGUAAGAAACGAAAGGGUAAGAUGUCUGAUGAAGACCAAAAUACUUUCAUCAAUAAAGGAAUACCCAUCAUCUUUGCUGAUGAGUUAGAAGACAAACCAGAUCCACCUACCAAACCACUCAUUAUGGAGGAUGAGAAGCCACCAUUGCCUCCUCCAGAAUAUCAUGGUCGCUCACCAGCCGGAGGGAGUCCCCAUUCCACUCCCCCCUCAGACCACAAGGGUGGUAUUGAAGUGGAUGAGGCAGAGGAAGCUGAUGCCAGUGCCCCUUUGUAUCAACCACCACCACCAAUGUAUGCACCAAGAGACAACAAGAGACAGCGCCCUAAUGUCGUCUUGACUGGUUACCGCAGUCCACCAGCUUAUGUACCCCCUUAACAUCUUGGAAAAAUGUUUGUAUAUGAACUGUGAAUUGAGGAUGCAUUUAGUUAGUUUAUCUUUUCUCCUGCUAUGACUCCAUGCAUUGUUGGAAUGAAAUGGAAUUGGGAAAUAAAACAGGGUCAACAAUUUAAAAACAAGAAUGGAAGGCUUCAUGAUAUGUAAUUGAUAGAUGUAUUUUGAUGAUGGCAAUCAUUUUGAAAGAAAAGAUAAAAGUUUUUAGUUAUGUACAUGUUACCAAGAAGGUGGGACAUUGAAACAAGAAAACUGGCUGGUGCAUGCAUUAUAAUGACCUUCUAUUUAUUUAUGUUUUUUAUAAGGAGGGACUAAUAUCAGUUAGCUAUUCAGCUUCAGAAAAUAGCCUUGUAUUAAAUGUUUGAGUGUAUAACAUGCAAUACUUGACUGUCAAAGCAUAUUUAAAUGACAUGGUUAAGUAACAUAAUUUAGCUAGAUUGAAGAGAAUUUAUGAAACUGGGCUUUUCAGAUUUAUACCAAUCUAGUUUUCUCUUAUGUGCAAAAUAUUUUUAAAACUUUUGAGUCCAAAACUUAGAAACUGAUGUUUUUGAUGUAAGGUUUUAUAUAGCAAGAGUAAAACAUUUUAUAUUUUAUGUUGAUUAACUUUCUGUAUAUUUCUUAUCAAAUUCAUCAUGAUUUAUUCCUAUUGACCCGCAUUUAAAUAAUGAUUAUGUGCUCUGUCCAGUUUAACCUCAAAUUGUUUUUGAUCCUGUUAGCAAUCUCUUUGGGGAAAAAAUCAAGUUAAAGUAUAGACUGGGUGUACUGAUAAAGUUAAGCUUCUGUAUUAUUAUGCUGUCACUUUAAUAUCAAUGUAUAAUGUAAUGACAUAACUUUUAAUGUUGUUCUAAGUGUUAUUAUUAUUAUGUCUUUUUUCCCAUUAUAUAAUGUUUAAAUAUCAGGUUUUGCUUAAAACAGUCAAUCAUCCAAAGCAAAGAGUAAAAAAGUUAUGGGAACAUUUUACAGGUAGUUUUUUGCAUGUUGAUUUGUCAUGGGAGACAUGACAAAUCAAUUACAUUUGUGGAAUUUUAAAGAUAUCUCGAUUUUAAGUCCCAUGUGUCUAGUACAAGCUAGAUCUAUGUCUAAUUUGAUGAUUACACUGAGCAUAUGAAGUUAUAAGGAAAGCCUAACAAAUGGGGCAAACCCAUUUCACAGAUAUAACUAGAAAAGAAAGAACUCCAGGUUAAAAUAUUUGGACCAGUUCAUGCUAGAAAUUAGCAAAAAUAAACUUUGUUUAAGGAAGGGCAUAUGUUAUAAUAACCCUUAAAGAUCUUGCCAGCUGUCCUUGAGUAAACAAUGAGGAACAUAUAUUGUGUACAAUAAAAACAAAGAACAACUACUUCACUGGAGCAAAACUGGAAUAAUGGUAGACAGAUCUUUAAACCAGUCCUGUAGAGCUUUAAAAAAUCUAAUUCCACUUGUUAACAAGGUGAGAUUUUAAAGAAAUAUUUGUUUUGCAAAUGAGUUUGGGUUUGUCUGAAUAGAAAACCUAAUAUGUGUUUAUGUGUAGGAGUUAUGAAUAUACUGAAAAUUAUAUGGAUUGUGUUGUAUCUGGGAAUGUUCACUGUCAAGAAUUUAUGAAAUUGUAGGCAGAUGGCCUUAUUACAUUUAUACCUCAGUUUAAGUAUUAUGAGUUAGUUGGAAUUAUUAUGACAGGGAGUAAGAAUUUGGAAAUAAAAUAAAGAAGUAAGUUUUUUUACAUAUUUUGGUAAAUACACUGAAAGGCAUAUUUCUUAGGAUUAUUAAUGCCACAAGGAAGGGCACUGCAGAUAUUGCAAUGAGACAAUUGGCGUGCCGGUUAUCACACCGCAACUCUUCCACUUUUAAGACCAAAUGUGAUAUUUUACAGCUACAAUACAAACUGACUAUUUGAUGAUUUCAACAAAUGUAAAUUAUCCUGUUAAUUAUAAGAAUCACACUUUUGGUUACACUCUUGCCCAUCUCUUCUAUACUGAAGGAUUGUUUUGCAAGCAACUUUUUUUACUAAAAUCCAUGAAAGCUUCAGCAUUUUACCAAUGACCUCUGCUUAUUUGGCCUCUUUGCUGAUGCUGCAAAUUUUAAUUCUUGUACAAUUAAUGAAUUAUGUGUCAUGAGUUGGGGUUGUUUUUUAUCAUAUGAAAAAGACACUACGGAUUUCAUCUAGAGAAUACAUACUUUUGGUUUUUUGCUAAGGCUUUAGAUUAAGACUAAUUUGCUCUAAGACCCCAGUAGUCUAUGUAGAUCACCCCAACUCUGUGGGGUCUCCGUGCAAUCAGCUUAACUGGAUGACAUGCCUCCUGGCUUUGUGUAUAAUACAGGAAAGCUGGUGAUUAGAUGAGUACAUAGGAAUAAAGAGGAGGUAUGUCAUUCAGUUAAGCUGAUUGCAAUCAGUGAGUCCCUGCACUGUUGGAUCGAUCUACAUAGACUGAUGAGGUUUAUGGGAAUUAACCCUUUGAGCUAAAAAUAAACAUGACAUAACCUGUGCAGGUAUCAGCUUUAUUUGGUGAAAGCAUGAAUAUGCAAUCUGAUUGAGACUACUGUACAAAGGACAAGUUUCUGCGUUCAUUUGUCAAAUCAGACAUUCAAUUCCAUGUAAGUUUGCAAGAAAUGGUCAGUAGCUAGCAUAUGUCUUAGUAAGAAAUGGUUAUUAGCUAUCAUUUAUGUUAGUAAACCUACCACUCCAUUGCCAAGGUGAACUCCACACUUUGGUGAUGCAUACAUUUUGGUACUUAAAGGUGUGCAGACUUUUUUUUCUGUACUUACGUAGUUUUAUGAACAUUUUAUACUUAAGUUUUAUUUAUUCCCAUUUUCUUUAGAGUUUCUCUUUCCAGCAUGCAUUUCCAUAUUAGAUAGUUUCUUAUUUAUGUAGGGGUAUGAAAAGGAGAGAAAGUGAGAGAAUUUUUUCUGAGAAUCUUAGAAAAAGAAAGUCAUUCAGACUGGACUUAUAUUAAACAUGCAGGUGAAAUGCCAACGUUUAUUAUCAGAAGUGAAAGAAAUGACUUGAAAUGGUAACCUUUUUUAGUUGUUCACAAGAAUGUGAAUGGUUUAAUGUCAGGUUUUUCAAUGACUCUGUACCUCUUUUCAUCCUGCUUACCUGUAAUUCAGAGUUCAUACAGCCUUGAAAAAUGCUUGAAUUAAAGCCUGCUUUUUGAAUUUAUUUUGAGGUCUUGUGUAGUUCAUGAAAUUGCUGUUAUAAUUGAAAAAGGCUUGUUUUCCAUCAUUUUUGUCCUUGAAAAGUACUUGAAUUUGAUUACUGACCAAAUUGUCAAAAAUAACA